This is a messenger RNA of Aspergillus piperis CBS 112811, 3085 nucleotides long. RefSeq lists its product as uncharacterized. The transcript has a single exon. Lineage: Eukaryota; Fungi; Ascomycota; Eurotiomycetes; Eurotiales; Aspergillaceae. The coding region runs from base 130 to 2661 and encodes 843 amino acids. The record is from RefSeq and is a predicted model, not a curated record.
GACUCUUCAUUCUCUUCAUUCCUGAGCUUAUCCGUCGUCCUCUGCUUCCGGUCAAAGCUCCACUCUGCAGCUCUUCACUUGCUCUUUCCCUCAAGAAACCUUACUGAUGAACAUUCACUCGCAAACACCAUGGCUGACUCUUCAGAGCCUCACCCCAGGCCUUCCCAACACCCUUCAACCGCUUCGAGCUUACAAUAUCCCACUCUCCCUCCGUUGAGUGCCUCUGUAGAGGAGUGGUUAUCGCGAUCGCGGCCUAUCAGUAUGACGUCAACUCCAAUGGAACACCACUCCAAGUCCCUAAGCGAAAGCUGGGCGACGAUGAGUGCAUCCGACGUACACUCAGAAGAUGGCACUCGUUCUGAACAGACGGAUCUUGGGUCUUUGAUCGAUCAGACCGGUCCUGAUGACGUAGCAAGUCUUGAUGGCCGGUCCAGCCACAGCGACAUGGAUACCAAUGACGAGGAUGGGUUUGAUGGUGAUGGCUAUGAGUCCAGGAGCAACGUUUCAGUGUCCCAGGAACUCGCAUCGGCCUUCCCUCACAUAAGAAACUCGAUCGAUGACAGCAACCUAACUACCAAGACGGCUUUACGGCAGUCGGUUGAGUCCAUCGAGUUCAUUGAACCGGAGAACUGGCCCGAGAUUGAACGGGUAGAACUGAAGCAUACCAUCCGAGUGUUCGAAGGAUCUGACACAGCAGAACUGGAGCAGGAGCUUCCUCACAGGUCAGAAGGCUCCACUGUCACGGCCACUGUGCAGCAGACUAUGACUCGGAAAAGCCUUGACACCGACAAGCCUUUCCAUGUGGUAUAUAUUGGCAGCCCUGAAUUUCGAAACAUCAUUCUCGACAAAAUCGGGGAUGUUUUAGUAUCCAGCACCUAUAGCGGUUUCGAGAGCAGUUCGACAGAGUCGUCCAGGUAUCACGUCGUCCCAACAUCCUUCGGCGCAGGCGCAGUUCCCAAUUUUGCCGAGCUCCUCCCCAUUCAUGUCCAGCUUAUUGUGGACGAAUGCACCGAGGCUACCGCGGAUCCCCAUAUGGACAAACCCAGCACGAUCACACUCCAAUUCAAGGGUCGGCCGCCGUGCUCUUCGAUGUGGUCAGGGGCCGAUUAUUGUAUCUCAUCUUCGGUGCAAUGGGCGCUCCCUGAUGUCGCCAUCUUUUUCCUAUCUGGCACUGAUACUCCCGAAGACAUUGAGACCCAGAAAAUGGCCCGCAUACUCAUGGAACGCCACGGUAUUCCGGCUAUGGUCAUCUCGGAAAAGCCGCUCUGGACGAUGUCUAGAGACCCUGUUCCUCUUAAUCCCCAUAGUCUCCACAUGUGUCUGGAAUUCCGCAAUGCCCUGGACGGGAAGUCCAAGGUACUCAGGAGGUAUCCUAUCGAUCUGAAGACCUUUGAAAGUAUUACACCCGGGCAACUCAACAGGAACCUGGCGUCCCUAGCAACCAUCUGUCCCAGAAAACCAUGUCAAAUGGCGUUGGAGAAUCUGGAUUCCCCUCGCACCAACUCAUUCUGGGAAUGGUGCACGUCCAUCCAUAAAGACCUCUCUCGUCCUUAUAUUGGCGACUAUGGGGUGUCGAUGUCUGCGUAUCGCUUCAUUGCUUUCAGUAUCCUAUCUAUUGUAUUCGUAUUCUUAGGCCAUACAGCCAUGCUGGCCGCUAACUCGACCUUUUCUCGACAAUAUGCUGACCAUACACUAACCAAAGCUGUCACCCCUGUUUCGAGCAGUGUCCCAGCUACCAGCUUCUUGCACACGGUGACAUCACUUUCCGUGUUGCCUUCAUCGCUUGGCGACCACGAGCUGCGAGGGGAUGUGAGCAGCAACACGCUAUUACACGACCUGAUAGAAGGCGUACAGUAUGUUUCCGAACGGCAGGAAAUGACGGACUCGUUUGAAAUCCAGGUGGUCGGUGAUUGUCAUCUUGUAAUCAAGCCGCCUCACAAACUUGGCAAAAAACAGCCAAAGUUUAACGUCCAAGUCAGUCGGAAUGGCAAGCCUCUCGAGUAUGAACUCUCGAUGUUAUUCGAUGGGGUGUACACGCUGAAACUAGAUCGUGCGGAUGCAUACGGUCAGGUGGAUGUGAUGCUAACUACGAUUACAACGAAACCCCACAUACAGACAACAUCUGUGGACUUCGGGACGCCAUGGUUGAAAAUCCAGAACUGGAAACGCGCCGCACAUCUUAUUGCCUCUCAGAUUUUGCGAGACUUUGCCACUGCGCAGACCGGACUGUCCGAGGUCUAUGGUCGGGUCUGCACCGAUUUGCAAGUGCUCAUGGGUGAUGUUGUAAGAAGGGCCCACUUCCUACGGAAAGAGGCGUCUACUUUGCGACCCGAGUCGGUGCAAAUAUCCCGCGAAACGAAGGACAUAGUAGUGUCCCGAUCAGAGCAGUUUACUGAAGUCGUCAAGAAAGGUGCCGUGCAGCCACUUUUAGCUGUCUCGUCUGCCCUACAGGCUCAGACCCAUAAAGUGCAUACAGGAGCCAGAGAGAUGAUGAGUGGCACAUGGGACAAGAUCAGCUCUCAUGCACAUGCACUUGAUCUUGGUGCAGUGAAAGAACGCCUCCGAGAUGCGAGGAAAUGCAAGGCUUUGGAUACGGCGCAGAAGAGAGCCCGAAGUUUGGUGAGGCGGAGGUCUUGUCAGCAGUCGGAGUGUUCGCAAUAGGGCUAUUGUCGCUGUGCCUCAUGAUUGGCGGCCACCAUUUCGGCAGUAGUUUUUUCAGAAUAACAUUCAUUCCUUUCAUGUAAUUUCCUAUGUUGAUUGCUUCUUGGGCUGGUUUAUUGGGGUUGCUCGCAGGCGAAAGGAUGGGUCAGAUAUCAGGGUCGGACUGAAUCAUGGGAUAAAUUCCUGAAAUACAUGCUGGAUUAUGUAUCAGUGGAGUAUGUUGAAACUUGCCACGUGCAUGUCCGUUUCGAUUUUCCUCGAGAGUGAAUUCGGUCUAGAUGUCUCUCUGUAAGGAGUAGUGAUAGAAAGUUAUAGUUACUGCGGAUCGCCCGCCGGCAUCAGCAAAGCCAGACUUGCAGGGCGGUGGCGCUAGUGCGGCCUUAGGCGCUUAGGCAAUGAACCUACCCACCUCAAAACAACCCCG